ACAAUCGUAUGGUGGUCGGGUGUUUUGUUAUGAAAUCGGCCGAAAUCCAAACGUCUCGUUGUGAAAUCGUCACUAAAACCGCACACUUUCGUAGGAGUCUCCACCGAGACAUUUGUGGUCAAUUGCGGAGUAAAAAAGUAGCUGCUAUUCGGUGAAAUUUGUUAUAAUUGAAGUGGUCGCCACCACAUUUUACAAGCUGUGUUUUGUCUUCGUUCAUUGGAGUCUCGGAUUGAAUUGAAGUGGACGGAUAUUUCGCUUACAAAGUUAUCCAGCAGCAACGCAGACGAUGCUCCACAUUACCCGACAACUACAUACGGGCCAGCGAAUGCAGACCCAGCGUUGCUCUAAGCUGAUCGACAGCGUUCUUCGGGUGGAUCAUGCCGGCGAAGUCGGCGCAAAUCAAAUCUACCGUGGCCAGAUGGCGGUUCUUGGGCACACCAAGGCAGGCAAAACCAUCCAACACAUGUGGGAACAGGAAAAGGUGCACAAGGAGGAAUUCGACCGGCUGCUGUACAAGUAUCGGGCAAGACCGACAGCCCUGCUGCCGUUCUGGAACGUGGCCGGGUUCGCACUCGGAGCUGGUACCGCGCUGCUCGGAGAGAAAGCGGCGAUGGCGUGCACAGUGGCCGUCGAGUCGGUCAUCGUUGAACACUACAACGAUCAACUGCGCAAGCUGAUGGACGAUCCAACCUUUGUCGACAAGGAACUGCUUGCGACGAUACGGCGCUUCCGAGACGAGGAGCAGGAACACCACGACACUGGGCUCGAGCACGGUGCCGAGCAGGCCCCCUUCUAUCAAGCCCUCACGGAUGUGAUCAAAUUUGGCUGCCGCACGGCCAUCAAAAUAGCGGAACGAAUCUAAAAUCAUUGGUCUCGCAUAAAGGCAUUCUCAUCCAAGCACGAAAUCGGGAAAUCGAAAGCGACAGAUAGAAGGAGUCGGGACAUCAUUUCCUUCGAGCAACUCGGCACCUCGGUUUUUAAUUUUGGUUGUAGUGUUUUUUUUUUCUUUUUGUGUAGGAAAUAGACAAAAUGUGGAAAAGAAAAAUUUAGUUUCAUCCUUAGCAGCCAAAAUGUGUGUGAGAGAGAAAGAGCGAGCGAAGAGAGAGAGAGAGAGAGAGAGAGACAGAGAGAAAGAGAGAGUAGGAGAAAGAGCGAAAGCAAAUGAAAUUGAUAGAUCAGUAGUCGGUAGUAGAUGCGAAAUACUGAAGAAAAACCAAAACGAAUUGGCGCCCGGCUUAGCUAGAUGGUUUGAUAGUGAACUGUGCAACGAACUCAAGCGAAUGAGUUCUUCAAUUCUACCCUGGAUGAAGAAUCUUCUAAUGGGCUCUCGAGAAUAGAAUGCUGCCCCUGUUGUAUUAAUGGUACCAUGCGGCAAACCUAUGAGAACAAGCGAGAUACACGAUCCGCACUAAACUAGGAGGGGUUUCUAGUCACCCGUACUACUUAAUAUUCUUCCUAGACCACGGUACCCUUAAAAGGAUGUUGGCAGGAGAUCCUAGUGCAACUUGCUGCGCUUGGCGAGCAAACACCAUCAAGUCAGCAGCAGCAGAAACGAACGGCAACAUACAGUCUGUUUGUGUGUGCGCAUAUGCACCGGUGCGAUUAACAUUAAGUUUACGCAAAGCAUUUGAUAGGCAGCAAAGCAGCAAGGGAAAUGAUCCUUCAACAAGGCAGAAUAUGUUUACGUUAUACACGAAUCAAGCGAAAGUAGAUGUUUAGGACGCGUAGUGAGGGCCAGCAGAAGAGGAAGGGACACGUGAGCGUAGUUAGCGAUGCCUCGUGAAGACAUGACCCGUUAUUGCUACAAAGAUCGGAAUUCUAGAAGGAGCGAAGGAGCAUAAGUUCCUUCUACCAGAAAAAUGUAAAUGAACUUGUUGGCAAAUUCCGGGUUCUAAUGGAUACGACCGAAAGUAUGUCGAUGUGUACGUUUUUGUGUGAGAAGUAGAAGUUGAAUGUUUUCUGUUUUCUGAAACAAUGUGAAUGUCAGGUACAGCAUUACAUGUCCCGCUAGGAUGCAUCGUAGCAUAAGCGAUUGCUGCGGGUUGGCCGAAAGAUUGCAGAGAGCUUUUAUUACACGCUGGUUUUUUGGCUAGCAAGCUCUUUUUUUUCUAGAGAAUUCCAAACAAAUGUCGCGUUUUGUACAAAAAAGAUGUGUGUGCGUGUGUGGUGUUAUGAUUUCUUUUUCGUUUGAGGGUAACGCUGAGUGUAGGAGUGGGAAAGGAGAGGGGGGGGGGGGGUGCAUGGGAAACCAACCACAAAUCCGGAAGCGGACGGGAGUGAAAGCGAAAAGAGGAUUUAAGGAAGGUAAAGCGAACGAGAAGUUGGGAGCAGGACGAUUGGAUCGAGCGGGGAGAAGGAAGGUAGGGGUCAUUGAUGAAGGAUUAGCCGAGCAGGUGAUGAAGGAAUAGGAACAAUAGAUAAAGAGAGGAAGAGAGCGAGAUGAAAAAAGAUAGAAAAGAAAGAAAUAGAAAGAAGAGGAGAGAGAGUAGCAAAAAUACAAACAAAAAAAGGCAUACGCUA
Anopheles aquasalis is the source of this 2520-nucleotide messenger RNA. It is a transcript of the gene Coq7, whose product is annotated as ubiquinone biosynthesis protein COQ7, mitochondrial. The record is from RefSeq and is a predicted model, not a curated record. Gene Ontology annotation, cellular component: mitochondrial inner membrane; nucleus. Gene Ontology annotation, molecular function: 3-demethoxyubiquinol 3-hydroxylase activity. NCBI's taxonomy places the organism in Eukaryota, Metazoa, Arthropoda, Insecta, Diptera, Culicidae. Gene Ontology annotation, biological process: determination of adult lifespan; regulation of reactive oxygen species metabolic process; regulation of gene expression.